Messenger RNA from Helianthus annuus (common sunflower), 1394 nucleotides. RefSeq names its product beta carbonic anhydrase 5, chloroplastic. The transcript is spliced from 10 exons. Bases 238 to 1197 code for a protein of 319 amino acids. Gene Ontology annotation, biological process: carbon utilization. Gene Ontology annotation, molecular function: carbonate dehydratase activity; zinc ion binding. Lineage: Eukaryota; Viridiplantae; Streptophyta; Magnoliopsida; Asterales; Asteraceae. The record is from RefSeq and is a predicted model, not a curated record.
UCAUUAGUUGGCUGACCUGACCCCUGAUCCGACAGCUCUUCCUAAUUUUGGCAACCUUGGUUUCUCCGCUUUUCUUGGGAUGAAACAACCGAUCUUGAUCUGUCCACGACACCAACUUCUUCCACCACCUAUAUAUUCCAUGCAUCCUCACCAUUCAACCAUUUUGAUCCAAAAGUACCCGAUUCCUUUGACCCCGAAUUAAACCCAUCAACAAAACCCUUUUAUUUCAUUCAAUAUAUGGCCCAAUUAUCUCUCGGAUCUUCCCCUAUUUACAAAGCCAAGUUUGCUAGAUCAACUAUCUUUGAUCCCAAGUUGAAGUUUUUGGAAAUUGAGCAGACCCAGUUGGGGUUUUGGAAUUCUUCCAAGAAAGACAUAUUUUUACGAUUACAGACAUCAAUGGUACCUUCGGGAUUGAACCCAAGAGACAUUUAUAGGAGCAAUAUGGCUUUAAGAUUGCAAGCCUCAACGGAGGGGGUCGCUCUGGUUCAAGAAACCACGGAAACUACACCAAAACUUAUCAAUGAUAGCAGCGAUUCAUUCACUGAGAUGAAAAAUAGAUUUUUGAGUUUUAAAAAACACAAAUACUUGGAAAACCUAGAGCGCUAUCAAGAACUUGCUCAAGCACAAGCCCCGAAGUUUUUGGUGAUUUCGUGUGCAGAUUCAAGAGUUUGCCCCUCGUAUAUCCUAGGAUUUCAACCUGGUGAAGCUUUUGUGGUCCGUAAUGUGGCUAACCUUGUUCCACCAUUUGAGAAUGGACCGUGUGAAACAAAUGCUGCGCUUGAAUUCUCUGUGACUACUCUUGAAGUUGAAAAUAUACUGGUGACUGGACAUAGCUGUUGUGGAGGUAUCCGUGCCCUCAUGAGCAUGGAGGAUGAAGAAAAUUCAAGUAGCUUCAUCAAGAAUUGGGUUGUGGUAGGAAAAGCAGCAAAAUCAAGCACAAAGGCUACUGCCUCUAACCUCAGCUUUGACCAGCAGUGCAAACACUGUGAAAAGGAAUCAAUAAAUAAUUCACUGUUGAACUUGCUUACAUACCCAUGGGUCGAAGAACGGGUGGCAAAAGGUUUGCUUUCUCUCCAUGGUGGCUACUAUAAUUUCGUGGAUUGUACAUACGAAAAGUGGACUCUUGAUUACCAAAAGAGCAAUCCAAAGCAGGAAACAGGUGGGUACGCCAUAAAAAACCGUGAGUUUUGGUCUUGAUGGUCGUGUUGUUCGUAUACUUCUUGAUUUUUACAGCUUGAUAAAAACUCUAAAUAUGAUAUGAUUGUUGUUUGUGCUGGAUUAUUGGAUCCAUUUAGACCAUAGUGAAAAUUAUGUAUCCUUUCUGUGUAACAUAAAUCACCAGACUUGUACUAAAAGGUAAUAGAAGUAUGCAAUGACCGUUUAAUGUUUUAUCA